UUCAAAAUGACAUUUUUUGUUUUCUGGUUAUUGAACAUAGAAUAUGUCAUAUUUUUAAAUUUUUUAAAACUAUCUUAAAGCUUUAAAUGAUAAAUACUGAUUAUUGGCAGUCGAUUCUUCAACUAAAGGAUAAGUUACCUGGUUAUGCCACUUCUAUAUGUAUCUAUGAAUUCAGCUACUCUUGUGGAGAAAGCUAUAUUGGACCCACUACCAGACAACUGAACCAAAGAGUUAGUGAACACCUCCCUUCGUGGUUAGGAAAAGGUAUUAUCAAGUCAAUACGAAGCUCGGUUCUUUCACACUUGAUCGAUAGCGGUCAUAUAGUUGACAGAAACCAGUCAACUGAAGUUAUUUAUCGUCUACCUACUAGUUUUCCUUAUGGGGUUCGAUCUCGUCUCGUACACAUAGCAGAAGGUAUUGGAAUUCGAGCCAAGAAUCCAAGCCUUUGUGUUCAUAAGAAAUUUGUAACACCCUUAUCUCUCCCUUGGCCCUUAUAAGUGAUUUUGUUUUCCAUUCACUCUUCGUUUAUUUUCCUUCACCCCCUCUUACCAAUUAUUUAUUUAUUUUUUCAAAUAUUCGCUUCACGGUCCAAUUAUCUGAACACUUAUUAUUAUAUAAUCUUAUAAUCUUUAUGAAUGUUAUAUUUUUUCUAAUCAUUGACCU
Messenger RNA from Schistosoma rodhaini, 663 nucleotides. NCBI's taxonomy places the organism in Eukaryota, Metazoa, Platyhelminthes, Trematoda, Strigeidida, Schistosomatidae. The record is from the annotation of a GenBank genome assembly.